Molecule: messenger RNA, 507 nt
Organism: Cooperia oncophora
Lineage: Eukaryota; Metazoa; Nematoda; Chromadorea; Rhabditida; Trichostrongylidae
Source: the annotation of a GenBank genome assembly
AUGGUAAAUUUCAUGUACUUGACGUCUGCGCAUUUGAUACUGUAUAAGGACGAGAAGAGCGCGGAGGCGAGUAGGAAUAAUUCCUUAGUGGUUCAUUCCAGUGCGAGGUUUACCAGUAACAACGGCUCUGUUCACUUCUUAUUUCAGAAACACGGUAACCACUACGCGGCUCCACGUGGGGUAUGUGAUUUGAAAGGUGCGAGCGUCAGUUGGCUUGUUAUGGAUAAGGAGAAGAGAAAAAGGAAAAUCAUACAGCUUGAACUUUGCAACGGCUGUCGGUAUUUGUUCCGUUCGGCAAAUGACAUGGAAACGCAGGAAUGGUUUGAUGCGUUGCGGGAUGUGAUUGCUCGGCUGAAUCUUCAUUUGCCCUACAUGGAUCACUCCACUCCACCACCGAUUCCGGCUCGAAGAACGUUGGGACAGUUUCAGCGGAGCUAUUCAGCUCCUCUCGAAAGGCGCUCUCAGGCAUGUUCAUCUUCCUCCCUAGACUGUGAUCGCAUUUAUUGA